CAGAUUUAUACCAAGUUGACGGAGACAGCCGAGCGUAUGGAUGCAUGAGACUACCAAUCAUAGUUUGAGGCGGAAGACACAAAAUAUAUAAAAGCUUGUUUUUUGUGCGAAACUUCCAUAAACCGCUCCAAAGUUGAUGUUAUACAGAGUAUCCCAAAAUGACCGGUGUCGUUUCCCUCCUCGCCGUCUCUUUGACCAUUACUGUUGUCAUGAACGUGAUAGAUGCACAGGUUUGUUCGGGCACCGUGAAGUGUCUCACAGACUACGGCAGAGCUGGAAAAUCGCUUUUAGACAAGGAAAAACAAUGCAAAGCUGCUAGAGAUUAUCUGACAUGUCUGGAAACUGCUGCAGAAGGUUGUGGUGGUGACACCGAUUCAAUAGUAAAGCCCGCCAAAGAUGCACUGUCAGCGGGAGGAUGCUCCGGAUCCGGUGCACCUGUCCUGAGUUUUCUAACCAUUGUUUUGGGAGUCGUCCUUUCCCGAUAUUUUUAAUAUAAUUUAUGAUAAUAAAAAAGAAAACAAAGCUAAAAUAGAAAGAACUCACGUCCCCUCAAAACUUUAUUUCAUUAAGCAAAUAAGAAUACAUGUACUAAUUUUCUUUCACAAACUGCAAGUCAAAAAGUAAAGAUUCCUCAAUAUUUGACCGUAUACUAUUUCCAUUUAUAAACGACAGCUUUAUUUUGGACCUUCUAUAAUACUAGAGGAAGACACAUGAAAGACUUCUUUCAAUUUUUUUUUCUUCGAUCAUUAAAGAUUUUUCAAACAUC
This is a messenger RNA of Saccostrea cuccullata (small rock oyster), 766 nucleotides long. RefSeq lists its product as uncharacterized. The record is from RefSeq and is a predicted model, not a curated record. NCBI's taxonomy places the organism in Eukaryota, Metazoa, Mollusca, Bivalvia, Ostreida, Ostreidae. The transcript is spliced from 5 exons. The coding region runs from base 159 to 491 and encodes 110 amino acids.